CUCCUGUUUGGGGAAGGUGAAAGUAAAGUGUUGUCAGCUGAUGGAGCAGCAGCGAGGAGACCGACCCGGGGCGGAUAUUGUCACUUGUAUCCCCAGCUGCUGCUCACACUGUUCUCCUAAUGGAAGAGGGAAAAGCAAACCUGGCGUUUAAAGGUGUCGCCGAGAGACUGACGCUCGGCAUCACUCGAAUCCUCGAGAACCUGCCGGGGGUCGUGGACGUGCGGUUCGCCGAGAGGGAGCCUGCAGAGAAGAGGAGCCUGUUGUCCUGGGAACAGAAAAACACCUGUAUUUUGCCAGAAGACCUGAGAGAUUUCUACCUGACAACUGAUGGGUUCACUCUGACCUGGAGUGUUAAACUAGACAAUGAGUGUGUUCCCUUGGGAUGCAUGAUGGUCAACAGCGUGGCCCGGCUGUGCCCACUCCUCCAACCAGUGGCCCUCUUCUCCCUUCCCAACGCCCCCUCCCUGGCAGACCUGGACUGGGAGGAAAGCGACGCUAAACUUGGGUCGGAGCGGGCGCCUGCUGUGCCCCAUUUUGAUUCCCGGAGCCGCAUCUUUGAGCUGGAUUCCUGUGGCGGGAAUGGCAAGGUGUGCUUGGUCUACAAAAACUGCACAGCAGGUGUAGUAGCCCAGCAGAGUGAAAUCUGGUUCCUCGAUUGCUCACUGUGUUGGCAUUUUCUCACCGCAACUUUCACCUCUUACUACCGACUGAUGAUAACCCACCUGGGCCUGCCUGAGUGGCAGUAUACCUUCACUCCGUAUGGCCCCAGCCCGCAGGCCAAGCAGUGGGCCUCACUGUACCAGCCGCUGACCUUCAGCAGUGAGCACAGCAUGGCUGAUGCUGCGGGAGAUUCUUAUCUCAACAAACUGGAUCCGACCAAGGCCUUCAAAGGCAAAGCCAAGGCGCCGGCACCCAAGAAGAAACCACCAUCACAGUGCAGCUCAGGCAAUGCUGCCAAGAGCCAAGGGAGCACAGGGAGGCCGAUUGGGACAAAGCGGUGAGAAUGUUCCCAAUCGAGGAAAACAUUGUAAUCCUGUGUGUACAGUCAACAUGGCUUAAAAAAUCUGUCAGUGAUUCCUUCGUGUUGGACUGCUGAACGUCUGGACAGACGAACCACGGUUCUCCUGCCUCUACACAUAGCUGAAUGGGUACCAGCUGUUGGAGGCAGUGCGGCAUGUAAACAGUUAUUCUAACCUUAUUUAUGUGUAGGUGAUUAAAAAAUACCUGUCUUACGUCUAAAUAGACUUGAAAGAUCCCAAGAAUUCAAGUGUAGUUGUUUUUGAACUUUCAUUGCUCUAUGAUAGUGAAGAAAUGAGGCUUGUCUCCAAUGAGACAACCAAAGCAACAGAUAUAUUAUCUGCACACUCAUUUAACUCAGAGCUCACUGGUUACACCUGCUGGCCAAAACAACUCAUCAGCCAAGUCAAGUUUGAUCAUGUGCUGCUGGCAUAGUAAUACUGACAGGUAGCAUCAAAUUGUACCACUGCUAUAACUACUAUAGGGCAAAUAAUACUCAAUAAGGGCAUUAUCUUACUUUAUAACUAUGUAUUUAUCCCUUAGAUUUGGUUGGAUGUUGUAAAUAUUUUAAUUUGAAUGUCAUAUACAGCAAUAACAUAUAUAUAAUAUAUAUACAUUUACGAUAGAAGUUUGAAAAGAAAUGCUCAACGAAAUCUCUGUGAAUGUGAAAUUGAAAGAGCAAGAUUGAAAAUAAUACUGUUGUUUUCAGUUGGACGGUAAAAGUGCUUUUUGUCCCACAAUUCAGUCUGUGGACUCAAACGUUACACAAUUAUGUGUGGCAACAAACUAUCAAACAAAACAUUAGUCAUCUUGGCCUUUUUCCACUGUAUCUCUGCAGUGCCUCACUCAUACUGUGUUAUAAUCAUGUAAACUUAAAUUAAAAGAUAUGUUUGAGUUUAGGCCUGUCGAUCUUAACAUUGAUGAUAUCAUUAAAAUUGAAAAUAUUAUUUCAUAUUUUGCAGCAGAUCAAAUUUGUAGGUUAGAUGUAAGCCUCUCACUAAAUGAUACACACAUUUGCCUUGAGUGCUGGAUUGUUGCAAAGAAGAACAUAUGUUGCGUUGGAAGCUACCGUUCCUAUUUCAUUUGACUUGAUGUGCAAUGUAUUGGGGCUUGUGUGUUUUUCUUCACACACACUGUAAUUCCCAAGCUCAUGUAAGUGGUCUCCUGCUGAUUUGCUGAAAUGGAUAAUACCAAGGUUAUAUAUGCUGCUAUAACCUCAAUAAUAUAUGCAUUAAAAAUGAGCUGGUCAAUGAGUUUUUGUUUCUUCUUUCCUGCAUGAAAUGUAGUUUCUUAGAGCAAACCAUUGUUGAUAUCAGUGUCAUGUUUCACAUUUUCAUAUAGUGUGUUCCAUGUAACACUGUAGAUUUUUUACAUUAUCUGGUUAUGAUAAAUGUAAUCUCAUUCAGUAAACUGACUGAAUUUUAAAAUUGUUUGAUAUAUUCAAUAUAAAUUUGUGCCGUCUUUUGACAUACCAUUUCAUUUUUGGUCUCUUCGUAAAAUUCCAAUAAUCAAGGAACAUUUCUCCUAUUUACAGAUAUCCACACAGCUAUGCUACAACAUAGCUGAGUUACUUACACAAUUGCAUUUUCAAUUUUGAAUUUAUGAACAGAGUCCUCCUUUGACUCCUCCAGCAACCCCUCACCCAGUUCAUCCACGUGUGGGUGGUGCAAUUCCACCAAAGCCUUGUAGAUCCCUGCACCCAGCACCCCUCCAAU
This is a messenger RNA of Pleuronectes platessa (European plaice), 2732 nucleotides long. It is a transcript of the gene tpgs2, whose product is annotated as tubulin polyglutamylase complex subunit 2. Gene Ontology annotation, biological process: protein polyglutamylation. The record is from RefSeq and is a predicted model, not a curated record. The coding region runs from base 120 to 1001 and encodes 293 amino acids. Lineage: Eukaryota; Metazoa; Chordata; Actinopteri; Pleuronectiformes; Pleuronectidae. The transcript has 7 exons.